Molecule: messenger RNA, 1290 nt
Organism: Sesamum indicum (sesame)
Lineage: Eukaryota; Viridiplantae; Streptophyta; Magnoliopsida; Lamiales; Pedaliaceae
Product: spindle assembly abnormal protein (DUF620)
Source: RefSeq, a predicted model, not a curated record
UCAAACCAUCCUGAUUCGUACUUUUCACCGUUCUCAAUCAAGAAUUGUCCAGUUUUUUGCCCCCGUCAGCUGAUCCCACCUCCAAGAUAUCGAAGAUGCAAGGCCAGAGAAACAAACAGAAACUUGUGAUGCGGAAAAUGUGCCCGAAUUUCGAUCGUGAAGACUUCCUGGAGACGGUGCUGGACGUACCCGUCCCGGAGGAGAUGUUCUCCGGAUUGGGCAAUUCUGUGGCGUUGCGGUGGCAGGCCAUGGCUGCUUGGAUGAAGGCUCAAACUACCGACAAGUUGGCGUCGCCAAUCGUCGCCACCCGGUACAACGAAAUGAGCUUUCUUCUGUACAUUGUGGGAUCUCCUCUUCUGCCUUUCCAGGUCCAGGUCGAUCGAUUCAACCAACGUGCCGUCAAGCAUUCUUCCAUUGAAGCUUCAACAGCCAAAUACAUUGUACAACAAUACAUAGCAGCAACGGGAGGGCAGCCGCCCUUGAACGCGCUGAAUAGCAUGUGUGUGAUCGGACAGACAAAGAUUAAUUCAUCUGAGUUUCAUCAAGGUGACGAAAACGUUAAGGUGAGGAGCAAAGAUGAAGCUGGAGGUUUCGUGAUAUGGCAGAAGAAUCCUGAUUUCUGGUGUCUAGAGUUGCAAAUUUCCGGGUGCAAGGUCAUUGCAGGGAGCAACGGUAAGAUUUCCUGGAGGCAAUCUUCCAACCAACAGAGACCAAUCUGUAGGGGACCUCCCAGACCUUUGCGCAGAUUCUUACAGGGCCUUGAUCCCCGAGCAACAGCCAAUCUAUUCAUAGAUGCAGUAUGCAUAGGCGAAAAGAUCAUAAACGACGAGGACUGCUUCAUACUGAAGCUAGACGCAAGCCAGUCGAUCCUGGAGGCACAGAGUGGCCCAAAAUUUGAAAUUAUUCACCACACAAUCUGGGGGUAUUUCAGCCAGAGAUCAGGGCUCCUAGUUAAGUUCGAGGAUUCCAGGUUGCUUUCGGUGAAAACAAACAAAGAGGACGGUGAUGUCUUCUGGGAAACGAGCUCUGAAUCUGUGAUCGAAGACUAUAAAUAUGUUGAUGGUGUAAACAUCGCGCAUGGUGGGAAGACAUGUUUCACGGUUUUCAGAUACGGGGAGCAUUCAGCAAACCACAAGAGGGAGCUGCAAGAAUCCUGGAAAAUUGAAGAGGUAGAUUUUAACAUUCAGGGAUUGAAACCAGAGUUCUUUAUGCCUCCCACGGAAUUUCACAAGAAAUGAGAGCAGAAUUAAGAGGGAGAUUGAGGUGGGUAUGGGUAGUGUUAUAGUAGAG